Messenger RNA from Paramisgurnus dabryanus, 2861 nucleotides. RefSeq names its product LBH regulator of WNT signaling pathway (gene lbh). The record is from RefSeq and is a predicted model, not a curated record. Gene Ontology annotation, biological process: positive regulation of DNA-templated transcription. Lineage: Eukaryota; Metazoa; Chordata; Actinopteri; Cypriniformes; Cobitidae. Gene Ontology annotation, cellular component: nucleus.
UUAAUUUUAAUUGGUUCCUCAAUUUUUCUAUUUCCAAAAAUAAUAUAUUUGGUUUUAUUCAAAUUCAUUGAUAAUUUAUUAUGGUCAAACCAAGAUUUUAAUUUGGAGAGCUCUUUUUCCACAAUCUUCAAAAGAAAAUCUAAAUUUUGUCCAGAGCAAUAGAGACUAUAUCAUCGGCGAACAAGAUACAAUUUAACUUUGUUAAUACCUUCGGAAUAUCAUUUAUGUACAUUAUGAACAGCUUUGGCCCCAGUAUAGAGCCCUGCGGCACUCCAUGCGUAAUGUUUGUUCUUUCUGAGUCAAAGCUGUUAAUAUGCACAUAUUGAUCUCUGCCAGUAAGAUAAUCUCUCAACCAAUCAUGGGCAAUGCCUCUUAUACCAUAUCGUUCUACUUUAGCCAACAGGUGAUUGUGAUCAAUGGUAUCAAAUGCCUUGCUCAAAUCAAUAAAGACACCGACAGUGUACUCGCCAUUGUCAAACGCUGUAGAUAUCUCCUCAACCAGUUCAAAGACUGCCAUUGAGGUAGCUCUAUUUUUUAAAGCACACCUAACCCUAACCGCUCGAUAAGAAUGGAGAAGACAUGAACGCAUCAGUAUCAGACAUAAAUAACAAUUAAUUCUGUUCCCCAGCAACUCCACGAUGAGCUUCAAAGAACCAAAUAAUCCAAGAUCAAGAGAAAUCAAAUGCAGCUACUAAAGUUACUGAGUUGAAGACGUGACGUCCGGCAGAUGUCGCUGUAACCGCGCUAACAGUAACUCGUAACUCCAGUAAUCCAAAAUAGAUUUAGAUUAGUUAAGAAAGGCAUUCAUCUCACGCUGUACUGCAUAUUAUAUAAAAUACUGAAAUGUGUUAAAUGAUAUUGACUUUACAGCUCCACCGUUUAAUACGUUGACUUCAUUUAACCCUUCAUUGACAUUUAUCGUCUUAUUAUGAUAUAUCGUUCACUGUUUUUAAGACGAUCGCAGUGUAGGCGUGUCAGUCGCGGCAGAUUACGGCGGCUGAUGAUGGAAACGCGUCGCAUCUUUAGGACGACAAAUCGCAAUCAUUUUUCAGACGCUUCGUUCUUCUGUACUCGACUGUGCUUCAUGUCUUCUAUUCCCACAGUUAAACUGCCCAGAGGUUUUACCGUGUUGUGAGAUGUCUGAUGUUAUAAUCAGCACCACAUCAAUGGAAGACAUAAGACUUAGUCCCAGCAAAGACCAUCUCACCUUCCAGAUCUUUCCCGACCCCUCUGACUUUGAACGCUGCUGUAAGUUGAAGGAUCGACUCCCGUCUAUCGUGGUAGAGGCAACAGAGGGAGAUGUGGAGAGUGGGGAGCUCCGCUGGCCUCCGGAGGAGUUUCUCGUGAGUGAAGAAGAUGAAGAUGAGGAGCUGCAUGAUGGAAAAGUGCAGACUGUACAAAUACAGAACUCUCCGCAUUAGAGAGGAUUGAACUGACUGUGUCUUCUACAGAAACACAUGCACAACAUAGACCUUUUUUCAGAUAGUAAAGUUUUUUUAUGGACAGAGUUUAAGUGGAAAAAGAAAGACUAACGGAUUAAGGCUAGCUAGCUACGUUGUGUUAGUUUGUAUGGUAACCCUUUACAAUAAGGUUGUAUUUGUUAAUAGAAGGAAAUGCAUUAGCUAACAUACAGUAACAAUAAGCAAUAUGGUUUUUCGUCAUUUAUUCAUCUUCGUCAAUGUUUGUUUAUGCCAACACAAUUAUUUAUGUUUGUUCAUGGUGCAUUUCCUAAUUUAAAAAAAUACAACUUUCGAUUUGAAGUACAUACUGAAAUUACAUGAAUAAAUGAAGUAGAUGUAUAUUGUUCAUUGUUAAUAGCGUUUGCGUUAAUUAAUGCUAACAAAUACAACCUUACUGUAAAGUGUUACUGUCUUUAAACAAUGACUUUGUUUUAUCUGACUAUGCAGAUACACACACUGUCCAGGACCGCAGAUGCUAUUUGAAAAUUGACAUUGGCACUAAAAUACACACACUAAUUCACAUGACCACAAAUGGGAUAGAUUAAAUUACACACACUUUUAAGAUUACACACUGAAAAAAAAAUACAUGAAUACACUUAACAGACACGUGUCUGGUCUUUUAUCCAGCCCCAAACCAGAAUCCCAAAACAUAUGGGAUAGUUUUUUUUAAAACUCAUGCACUUCUUGCCUUCAGUGUUUCCAACCUGUGUGUGUGUGUGUGUGUGUGUGUGUGUGUGUGUGUGUGUGUGUGUGUGUGUGUGUGUGUGUGUGUGUGUGUGUGUGUGUGUGUCUGUCUGUGUGUCUGUCUGUGUGUGUUGUUUUAUGAUGUAAAAUGUUUCAAAAGUUUUGGAGGGAUUAUUUCAUUGUUCAGGUUUCCUGAAUAAGGGUUCGGGUUAUUUGUAUGUGAAUGGGGUAACUUUCACUGUUAAUAUUUCACUGUAGAUAGUUUUUGUCCUUACAGUCUCUCUUGACUGACACAGAUGGAUUCAGGACAGAGGAACCUCAUUUGUUUUGAGUGGAUUACAUGUAGUACAGUCUGAACCAGCCCACAACACCACAGGCCUCUUUGUCUAUUGUCUAUUUUAUCUUCACAAUCUAAAUGUUAACAGGAAACAAGUCAUCUUUAGGUUAGCAAUGCACGAUGAAGACACCGAAAGCAAAACUUACUUCUUUCCCAAUCCGUCCAUUGUGAAUUGGAUGUUCACCCAUGCAAUGUGAUAUAUUGUGUUUCUCUGAAUGUAUCUCUGUGUUCAGGGUCUGUUACCUGUUUUUGCAGCAUUUGUACAUCUGACUGUUAAACGCUCAGGGAGGAAAGCGAACCUUUUUUUCAGAUUUUGUACGCACACCACUUUUUCUUUGUGACUGUCAGAGUUUGUAAAUAAAAAUGAAUUUUCAGUUGUA